Molecule: messenger RNA, 1401 nt
Organism: Aspergillus pseudotamarii
Lineage: Eukaryota; Fungi; Ascomycota; Eurotiomycetes; Eurotiales; Aspergillaceae
Product: Zn(II)2Cys6 transcription factor
Exons: 4
Coding region: 1-1401 (466 amino acids)
Biological process (GO): regulation of DNA-templated transcription
Molecular function (GO): DNA-binding transcription factor activity, RNA polymerase II-specific; zinc ion binding
Source: RefSeq, a predicted model, not a curated record
AUGGGCGUGCCUCGAAGUAAUGGUUGCUUGCUCUGUGUGCAGCGUCAUGUAAAGUGUGACGAGGGGCUCCCUGGAUGUGCAAGAUGCGCGAAAUAUGGAAGGCCCUGUCCCGGCUACGGCCGAGGCUUCAAGUUUGUCACAGGGAAGCCGUAUCGCUCCAGACGGCAUCAGGGGUCGAAAACAGCGGAGGAUGACACGGAUCUCGCAGAGGGUAGCUCAGGAAAAGCCAGCCAGGCUAUGCAGCAAUCUCAAGCUCGAAGGGCCAGUUCAUUGUGGUUGAUGUCUGCAAACACGAAUGUAAUGCAGAGUCUUGAGAUCUUAAUUGGCGAUGUCUCCCACCCAUUUCCUGCCUCCUCAACCUAUACAACCGCUCGCUGGUUUACCUUUCUUCCCUCUAUAUAUGGGAGGAAUAGAACUCUGGAUUCCUCCAUCAGAUGUUUUGUUGCACAUCAUAUUGGCACGAUGGCGGGAAAUAAGCAGGCUAUCAUGUAUGCCAGGUCCACAUAUGUGGAAGCUCUGAACAGGCUCCAGCGAUCUCUGUACAACCCGAGGGAAAGUCUUUCAUCUGAGAUCCUAUGUGCCGUUCUGCUUCAAUGCUUUUAUGAACUCUUCGCCAAUGCACAUGACUCAACAUCCUGGAUUAAACACGCCAAGGGGUUGAGUCAGCUUGUUAGAUUUAGAGGCUGUGAUAGGUACCAGACUGAGUUCGAUCAUACCCUACUCAAGGCUUCCCGUGGUUUAAUUAUCAUGCACUCUUUAUUCUCGAAAGAGAAAUGCUUUCUCGCCUCUGGCGAUUGGCAAUCUGUGAUGAAGCAGCAGCUUGACUCUACCUUGCCUACCAUCUUCCACGCCCAGGUAGAAGAGCUCUUUGCUCUCUACACUACCAUACCGUGCUUCAUCCACCAGUUCUUCGAUCUCCGACAGGCCGAACCAGCGCACGAAACGACGCAGUUUAAGGCAUGCAAGCUUCUAAACGAUGCCCUCGCCAUGCAAGCCAGAUUGAUCACUUGGUAUGAUAGCUUCAGCCAUACAGCACCUCUUCCAACUGAAGUCCUCUCAUCGAUGGGCGAUACCUUGUAUCCAGUAGUGUACUCCUUCACAGAUAUCGACACUGCAACAAUCUUCGCUGCAUACUAUUCGUAUAUGGUGAUUGUUCAUGCAAUUCUGGGAGUAUGUCACUACCCCGGCGAACAUGCGGCUAUGGUUGCAUACUACCGGGACCAGAUCUGUAUGUCUGUUGAAUAUCUCGCUCAAGGCAUUUUGGGCCCCUCUCGACUGGGUUUUCCCUUACUUGUGGUUAAUGAGUUUGCGGAUCCUCCGACGAAGCUGUGGGUUCAGGGUUGGUUACAACGUCUUUCAGAGACUUAUAAAGUUAUGUUGCCACAGAAUUACGAACGGUGA